GCAUCUUGGCAUUUAUAGUGCGUUAAAGAGAGUCAAAUUUUUACAGAGAGAUUGUAAAACAAAUGGACGGCAGAGGAGGUUGCUGCAUCGCUAGAUACGGCGGAGGCGGCGGUUAUGAUAUGUCAACGGUGGAUCAAAUCAUGUUGAGAUACCGGCCGAUCGCACCGAAACCGGCAACGAGCAGCUCACCUUCACCGGAGUUAAACGAGGUUAGCUCAUCAAGGUCAAGCAGAGGCAGGAAGAGAUCGAGCAAUACAAACGGUAAGAGGUGUAAUAAUAUGAAUAAUAAUAGGAAAAGAAAGAUUAUCACCGACGAUAAAGCAGACUCGACGGUGGUGACGCUGGCUCUGCUGCCGGAGACACCUGACUUACUCUCACCAAAACAGUCAAAGAAUAUGCCUACGUGGCUUAGUUUUGGCGGCAGUAAUAACAAUAAUGACGGAAAUACCAACCGUCCUGAUCUGAUGUGGAUGCCAGCAGAUCAUCAUCAUCACACGGUGGUGAAUAAUCAGAUGACAAGAGCGGUGAUCGGCUCAUGCGUGACAGUUGAAUGCAUAACAGACACGUGGGUGGACGCAGACGGAUUAGGGUACACAGACGAAGAAAAGAAGAUAAAUCUAGAGAGGGACACCUGUCCAGGGUUUGUAUCCGACGGUUUCGGUAGAGUGACGUGGACGAACGAGGCGUACAAGAAAAUGGCGGGCCAGGGAGAAGAAUUAGAAGGACGAUUACCAUCAAGAGAAGUAGUAGUAUGGUUGGUGAUGAAAGAUAGAGUUACGGUGACGGCAACGGUAGGAAAUAACAGGGCGUUUACGUGUAGGGUGAGAGUGCAAAACGAGAGAAGAUCAAUAACAGUACCGUGUGACGUGUGGAGAUUAGAGAGUGGGGGCUGUGCAUGGAGAUUAGACGUCAAAGCUGCACUCUCUUUGGGCUGGUAAACUAUAAAACUGUCGUUAAACCUAAACAGUAAACAACCAUUUAUACAUAUCAUAUGCAGUAUCUGUUCAGUUUAGUUGAUUAUCUAUGCAUUUUAGUGUAACAUUAAAAGAAUUGUAAAUAUUUUUGUCCGACCCUUCAAGAAGAAGACUGUAUGCAUAUUUUCUUUUGCUAGAAGAUGAAAGUGGUGUUUAUAUUUCUAACAUGUUUAGUUAAAGCUUUAUGAAUAUAUAAAAAAGAGAUCUGGGUCGUAUUGUUUU
Messenger RNA from Mercurialis annua (annual mercury), 1196 nucleotides. RefSeq lists its product as uncharacterized. The record is from RefSeq and is a predicted model, not a curated record. The transcript has a single exon. Lineage: Eukaryota; Viridiplantae; Streptophyta; Magnoliopsida; Malpighiales; Euphorbiaceae. The coding region runs from base 63 to 938 and encodes 291 amino acids.